GGGGCGGUGCCUUUCCAAAACGAGGACCCAACACCUCCGUAGCCGUUAUGGCUCACGCCAUUUUGACUCCAGCCCUGUGCGCCAGCAGCGCGCAGGGCGUGGCCUGGCCGCCCCCCCCCCGCGCCACGAGAGCGCAGGGAUCCUCCCGCGGCCCGCGCAGGGGCCCCCCUUCGCCGCCUGCGAGCAGAAGGCCCGAUGGUGCGCCUCCAGCUCUCCCCGGCGAUCGCCAGGCCCCUGCCCGUCGAGGCGCUGGCCGACCUCGGCGGGCCCCCGUGGCCCUGCGGCUCGGUGCCCGGGGGGGCGAGGCACACGGAUCCGACGACGGCUGGCAGGCGAGCGGACCCCGCCAGCUCGCCCUCGAGCAGCUGUGGGAACGCCCGUGGCCAGGAGGAGGUGCUGCCGGUCGGGCAGGUCGCGGAGGCGACCCGGCUGUCGAAGCACGGCGCGCAGCCAACCAGGCCGCCAGGCCGUACAGACCGAGCUCGGCCGGCGAGCUGCACGACGCCCGCGGUCGCCAUCUCCGCCGACCUCAAGGCGGCGCGGGGCACCGCGCUCAGCGGUGGCGGCCUGAGCGGAUGCACCACCGUCAGGCUGAAGAAUGUGGAGCCGUCGCUCAUGCCAGACAUGGCCAUCGCCGCGCUCAGCGCCAAUGGGUUCGAGGGCAUGUUCGACUUCGUGCACGUGCCGAAGAGCAUGAAGAAGAAAAAUAACAACAUGGGCAUGCUCUUCAUAAAUUUUGUCGAGCCCGCGACAGCGAAUGCGAUGUACCAGUCCUUCCACCACCAGACAAUGCCUGGAGUCAGCGCAGCGGGCAAGACGCUGGAGAUCACGCCAGCAUACAUUCAGGGCUUCCAGGAUAACUUCGACUGGCAUGUAAACUCCGAGGCGCAUUUCCUUUUCUAGUCGGCCACGAGACCCUUGUGAGAGCUUGUAGCAGGCGUGCGUUGCCGAAGGCGAUGUUUCGUCUGCACGGGGAUUGAAUGUGCCUCCUGUGGUUCCAGGCCCUAUUGCAGGGCAUACUUGGGACACAACACAAGUAGAACUUGCCCGAGGAAGUGCUGUCCCCUUGUCGGAGCACGCUCUUGACGCGUGCCUCUUCAUUUGAGUAUGUGCGUAGUCUGUUCCAGAUCGUCUACGGGUUGGACACCGCUCUGAGCACAUCGCUCGUGCAGGACACGUGCUUGACGUGGGGCGGCGGUGAAUUUCGCCCUGUCUCGCCACGCACGAUUUUACGAAUUCGGUACGUCGCGCGCACGGGUGUGAGGGUGGGGCGGAGGUGGGGGUGAGGCGGCUAGUCUUGGUCUCAUGUCUUAUUUCUUUUGCACCUGCUGGUAUGCGUGCAACGCGUUCCCACCCCAAUGUGCGCGCAUGACUUUAUAUAUAUAUGAUGUUCACUUUGACGGCCACGCAUGCGACGCAGGUCUGUGUCUAGUUCGCAGCUUUUUCAUUGGACGGCAGCACGGGCACGCCGAACCUGUAUAUCCUUAGAAGACGUCGGUCCUGUGAGCAGGCCUCACGCAUUAGGAUGAGCAUUGGAAUGAGUAUCACCAGCAUUGUUUUGAAAUCGUGGGGCCGUGCGGCAUUUGUCCAAGCACGUGUGAUUCACCUUGCGGGGAGCGAACCUCGUCCAUUGUGUGGUUGCUGCCUUGGCAUGCUGCAAGCAUUGAAGAACACACUCGGGUCCUGGCAUGACUUCCUUUGAGGGGCAAGGCUGCCCUCUUCGUGUGUUUUAGGUCGAUCUACUCGUACGGAUUGGAGAGACCCUGGGCACCAGUUGAAGGUUGGCACGCCUUGGCUAUUGCAGCCUUAUGCCUUGUAGCAGACGCGUUCGGAUGCAAACGCACGGGGCGCGUGGACUAGGGUUUCAUGUCCAGUUCAAUAGACUUCUGCUCUUCCACAGGUCGAGCGGCGUUCAUUCUAGAAUUCGUCACGCCUGCCGUCCCGCAACAGGGUCAGCCAGGGGGCCAGGCCCAGACCUGACCGGGCGCGGACCCCCGCGCCGCGCGGAGGACCGCGUGGAGCUCAGCCAGCGCUGCCACGAAGCGUUGGCGAUGAGCCUUUGGUGUUGGCGAUGCUUCGGGAGGGAAGGAGAG
This is a messenger RNA of Prorocentrum cordatum, 2093 nucleotides long. NCBI's taxonomy places the organism in Eukaryota, Dinophyceae, Prorocentrales, Prorocentraceae. The record is from the annotation of a GenBank genome assembly.